Messenger RNA from Cydia strobilella, 3536 nucleotides. RefSeq names its product kelch domain-containing protein 3. The transcript is spliced from 5 exons. Gene Ontology annotation, cellular component: cytoplasm. Lineage: Eukaryota; Metazoa; Arthropoda; Insecta; Lepidoptera; Tortricidae. Gene Ontology annotation, molecular function: chromatin binding; protein binding. The record is from RefSeq and is a predicted model, not a curated record. Bases 111 to 1256 code for a protein of 381 amino acids.
GUCAGCAGCAGUUUUGGCCGUAGGUAUUAAUUUACAUAAAAUUCUUAACUAAAUCAAUAGUACAAUAGUAAACGAAGUGAUUAAAUCGGCAGUCGCUAUUGGUAGCUAACAUGAAAUGGACGGCUCACAUUGAAGGCGGGCCGCGGCGCGUUAACCAUGCGGCGGUCUGCAUAGGAGAAAAAAUACUUUCCUUUGGUGGCUACUGUUCUACCGAGGAAUAUAAGGAUUGGGACCCCAUCCCUGUUCACGUCUUGAACACACAAACUCUACGCUGGUCAGUAGUUAACUAUAAGAAAACAGAUGUUGUACCUUUUCAGAGGUACGGACACACAACAGUGGCUUAUGGAGAAAAGGUGUUUAUGUGGGGAGGCAGAAACAAUGCAGUGGCUUGCGACAUCCUCACCGUUUUUGACACAAGAACACUGGAAUGGAGCACACCCACCGUCUCCGGGAUGAUUCCAUAUGCUAAAGAUGGUCACUCGGCUUGCAUUAUUAACAAUAAGAUGUAUAUAUUUGGAGGUUUUGAAUAUCUUACUGAUCAGUAUUCACAAGAAGUGCACUGUUUAAACUUGGACACCUUUGAAUGGCAGUUUGUAGAAGCAAAAGGAACCCCACCAUCCCAUAGAGAUUUUCAUACAGCCGUGGCACAUGGAGAUAGAAUGUAUGUCUUUGGUGGGAGAGGUGACUUGAAUAGCCCAUACAAUUCACAAGAAGAAAUAUAUUGUUCACAAAUGUACUAUUUAGACACGAAAACGGACACAUGGGUGGCAUUGAAUCCUAAUAAAAUCUGGCCUUGUGGCAGGCGCAGUCAUUCUGCAUGGAUACAUGAUGAUUACAUGUACAUCUUUGGAGGAUACAAUGGCAACACAAAAAUGCAUUUCAAUGAUCUCUUCAGAUAUUCAAUCAAGAAAAAUCACUGGGAACUGGUCCAUGUAAAUGGGCUGGUCCCAUGCAAGAGAAGGCGGCAGGCCUGCCUAAUUCUUAAAGAUAAAAUGUACUUGUUUGGAGGCACCAGUCCGCAACCGGCGAAGAACGUGCCCCUCCGGCCUGUCUCCGAAGACGACAGCCUCGAGUUACUGCUAGACAACAACGACCUGCACAUACUAGACUACUCACCGACGCUCAAGACACUCUGCUUACUCAAAGUUCUGGACCACAACCUGGACCAGAGCGUGUUACCACGCCACAUUAUUAUGGACAUCCGAAGCAUGUCGCAGCCGAACCGCAUCAGCAGAUCCAUCAACCAGGCGGGCUGAACUCAAAGCAGUGCAUGUGCUUGUUGUUCAGCUAGUACAUGCGCUGUGAUAACUGACGUUGCCGAAUACUUCAUAAUAGGCGCAUGUAGUGCAACUCUAUCGUACUUAUUUGUGUGUCUUUAAUAAGUACUUUUGUCAAAGCUUUGCCUGAACACACAUAUAUGUAAUCUAAGUAGACUAUGCAAACACCUACAUUACAUUUAACCCUUUGUAUGCCUUUGUCAAAAAUUUGCUACUGAAUUAAUAACCUCGAAAUUGUAAAGUACAGUCCAAAUAGUGUGGGACGUAUACGGGACAAAGCAUACGAAAGGAGAAAGUCUAUCGAGUAUUGGCGUUAUUCAAAUACCCGCUACAAUCCUCAAUAAGCUAUCGUUAGUCUUAAUCAUCUGUCAUUUUGACAGAAAUAAAACUUGAAUUAACGAAUUGCGUGUAGCGAAAGUAACGAUUAUGAUUCAUGUACCUACCUAUAGUUUUGUCAUUGAUGUUUUAUACAUUUGUGAUUAAAAACUGUAAUAGAUGUCAUAUAUUAAAGAAAAAAGUGACGAAGCCCUCCAGUGGUGAAGGCCGGAUAAUAAUAAAAUAAUAAUAAUUUGAUUAAUUUGAUUUUAAUUUAAUUUGAUUUGAUUUGUUCUCGAACUUGUUCAUUUGUGAUUACUUAGAUUCUUUUUUAUUUUUACAACAUUGAUUGAAUAUUUCAUUUCAUUUUGUUUUAUACAAAAAUUUAAUCAGAUGAGUAUUGGCGCAUUACUACAAAACUUUAAAGUGGGUACUUACAUACGUCAUAUUAGGAUAUGAACGCGAUAAAGUCGCAAUAGAUAAUUGCAGUGUCUACCUAUUUAGAUGUAUGUAUGUUCUGUGUCUGAAUUGUAGUAUAUCUAUUAAUUAGUCCAAAGACUUGACAUUACUAUUAUACGAGCUUGAUUGACACGAGUAACUCGAACCAGAGCCUAAUGGUUGUAAAUGUAAGUGUUAUACUUGUCAUCCACAUCGUAUUAGUUAAAAAAUAAAAAUAGGUAGGUACAUUUACAAUCUAGAUAACAAAAAAAGCGAUUAUUAUAAAUUAUUAUUAUAAUGUACCUACAUCGGAACUUUAGACAUUUUUGUGCGACUUAAAAGUUUGGUCUAAUCUAGUCUCAUCAUACAAUCAGAUGAAUGUAAGUCACGCAUUUACGUCAGGGCGGCUUCGGUCUAGUAUAAAGUUUCCUUAACGUUAUUUGUCACUAAUACAUUAGUAGGUUUUUUUCUAGUACGAGGCCACAUAGUGUAGAACUGUUUAGUAAUACAUAGUACUACAUCUUGUACCUACAACUUUACUGCCUUAACAAAUCGCAAAAUAACCGUAACAGAACGUCAUUUCCUUUCCUUCCUGUAUUAUCUUAAAGAUUAUGAUCAUGAAGAAGAUGAAUAUCUAUAUUUAUAUUAUUGAUGUAAAGGAUGAUUGAAUGACAUGCGAGAGUUAGAAUAGAUGUUACUACCUAAAUAACGUCACAGAGUUAAACCAAGAAAAACAAAGAGUAAAGUAAGUGUCUAACUCUAAAUAUCCAUGUGUAAUAGAUAUUAGGUUAACUGGUCCUAUAAUAAAUAACACCUAUAAGAAAUUCACGAAAAUUUUAAUCUGCUCAAGUUGUAAUGUACCUUUGUUAUAUAUUUUAUUCCUAGUUUUCAGUUGUUUUGUUUUAUGUUCUGUUCAGAGUACCUAUAAAUAUAAAUAUCUUAUAUGUAUAAAUAAUAAUAAAUAUAAGACGUAAAAAACUAGCAAUACAUGAAAUGUCAUUUUAGUCUACGGAAUAAAAAAACAGACUAUAGUAGUGGCUAAUACCUACAUUUAUUUGGUCUAAAUAUAGGAGCCUAUUUUAUUUCACGAUUGACCAUGAUGAUAUGAUAAUAAAGCAGUCUAUUCAUCAAUUUUCUAUUACGAUGAGAGCGCCGAAGGCUCCGGUCAUAAGUACGAUUUAGCUAAAAACGUUGCACAGUUCUGACCCUAGAAACGUUGCGAUUGAUAAUUGUGAAUUGAAUACGAAUUUGUCGAGGAAAGCAGUCUUGUGAUUCCAACCUCCGAAUUCCAUGCUGGGAAGCAUUGGAAUUGACGUGAAAGUUUCUUUUUUUUCCUUGCAAGUGUGUUGAAAAACGUAUGAAACGCGUGUGCAUUGGUCAUUACACACAUCUGCUUUCUUAUUACAAUAUCGCCUCGUGUGUAAUGACCAACUUAGCACACAUGUAUCACAAUGUACUAUUAAUAGCAAUUGAUUGAAUGAAAGAUUUUUUUAUACCUACUUACUC